Messenger RNA from Diaporthe batatas, 5951 nucleotides. RefSeq lists its product as uncharacterized. The transcript has 7 exons. Bases 1 to 4383 code for a protein of 1460 amino acids. Gene Ontology annotation, cellular component: membrane. The record is from RefSeq and is a predicted model, not a curated record. Lineage: Eukaryota; Fungi; Ascomycota; Sordariomycetes; Diaporthales; Diaporthaceae. Gene Ontology annotation, biological process: arachidonate metabolic process.
AUGAUCUUCUUCCCGUGGAUUUGUGACAGGAACGACUCCGAGUCCGACCCAGACACGUUUCUGAACGGCAGGCCGCAUGAAAAGGCAGACCCGGCCGUCGUCCACACCCUCCGCCAGAUCCUCGAGCCCGCGCGGACCGAGGCCGAGCACGCGUCCGAGCUGCUGGAGGACGAGGACACGACCUGGUUCGGGUUCGGGCGCGACUCGGCGGGGCAGCCCGUGUUCUACGACUACGGCAGGUUCUCGGCCAUCAUGAGCGAGCUGGUCUCCCACGCGCCGGGGGACAUCUACCCGCAGCUGGUGUCUGUGAUCGGGGAGACGGGAGCCGGGAAGAGCACGCUCAUCAAGAUGCUCAUCGACCGCCAGGCCCCGGGCGCCCGGGACGGGUCCAGGUACUACUCGCCCGUCACGUCGUCCAACCAGGACCGGACGGCGACCACGGGCGACGUGCACAUCUACGCGGACCCGUCCAGCGCGUUCAGCACGACGCCCCUCCUCUUCGUGGACUGCGAGGGCCUCAACGGCGGCGAGGCCAUGCCGAAACAGCUGAGGCACCACCACCACCACCAUAUGCAACCAUCCCAGGACCAAGGGCUAGCCGCCACUCCUGGCCGUUCAUCAACCCCAGCAGCAGCAGCAGCAGCAGGGGCAGCACCGCCCCCGCCCUACGAGCAGGCAACACCAACAACACCCGCCGCCGACCACGGGACCCGCCCCGUCCGCCCCCGCCACGUCUCCAAGCGCCCCAUAGCAUGGGCCCGGACCCCCCAGACGCGCAGGAGGGAACACGCCGUCUCGCAGCUGUACCCGCGCGUGCUGUACACCUUCUCGGACGUGGUGGUCUUCGUGCUGCGCAACCCGCGCUCCUUCGAGUCGACGGUGCUGGGGCGCCUGGUGUCGUGGGGCGCGCGCAGCAUCGACGCCUCGCUGAACCAGCCGGCCCUGCCGCACGCGGUGGUCGUGCUCAACGCGACGGCGGGCAGCGUCGACGAGGGCGAGUGGGACGUCGCCACGGCCACGGCGCGCCUGCUGGCCGACGUCGAGGGCGCCGUGCGCCGCGACCCGGCCCUGCAGGCGUACGCGGCGGGGUGGGCGCGGCGCGGGCGCGAGAUACGCGGCACGGCGGACCUGCUGGCGUGCUACUACGCCUCGGUGAGCGUGGUGCGCGUCCCGCACACGGGGGCGGGGGGCGGGGGCGGGGGCUCGUACAUGCUCAUGGACGCGCAGGCGGGCAAGCUGAUGGGCGUCGUGCGGGCGCGCUGCGCCGAGGGCCACGCGGCCAGGCGGCGGCUGCGCAUGCUCGCGACCGCCGAGAGGCUGGGCGUCUACCUGCAGGCGGCGUACGACCACUUCACGCGGAGCCUCGACGCGCCCUUCGACUUUGUGCGCGAGGCGCUGCGCAAGUUCCCCGCCGCGCGCAACUUCCAGGGCAACGUGCUGAGCCUCGCGGUCGCGGUGCGGGAUAACAGUAAUAAUAAUCAUAACAAGUCGGCGCUGGUGGGCGCAAGGGAGGAUGGUGGUGGUGAUGAUGACGUGGAUGCGCGGCGCAUCUUCCUCGCCAUGGCGCCCAUGAUCGCCUCGUGUGUCAUGCUCGACGCGGUGCGGCAGAACCUGCUCGGCACGGCGACGAGGCUGCUGGAUGACAAGUACGCCGGGCCGUGCGCCGCCGCGCUGCAGACAUUUGCGGACAUGUACUGGCCGUGCAGCUUCUCGAGCCCGGGUCUCGGGGAGGCGGGCAGGUGCUGCAACGUGAGGUCCGGCCACAACCCCAAGGGCCACCAAAACGCCCAGGGCAAAGUGAUAGCCAGCGGCAGCUACCAGUCGUCCCUGGACCCGGAGGCCUUCGCGGCAGAGUGGCUCUCCCAGAUCCGCCGCAGCCUCGACGCCAUCGAGGCCACCAUGGCCAAGCUGAGCCAGGCCUACCCGGGCCGGGCGGAGCUGGUGACGGCGGCGCUGGUGCACCGCGAGCGGCUGGACGGCUUCUACCGGGCCGCGGGGGGCGCCACGGCCUUCGCCAGCCACUCGGCCUGCCUGUCGUGCCUGCGCGAGCUGCCCGAGUGCGCCCUCCCCUGCGGCCACGUCCUCUGCCUGCCCUGCCUGGAGCUGUACGGCACGCGGGCCUCGCGCACCUGCGUCGAGAUCAGCCGCUGCCCGCUGCACGGGGGCGACGUCGUCGCCGAGCCGCCGUGGGCCGUGGCCGUCAAGCCCGCGCGGGCGGGCGUGCGGGUGCUGUGCCUCGACGGCGGCGGCGUCAGGGGGCUCGUGCAGCUGCGCGUGCUCCGCGAGAUCGAGCGGGUCCUCGGGCCGGGCCUGCCGAUACAGCUGUUCUUUGACCUGAUGGUGGGGACCAACACCGGCGGCAUCAUCGCCAUCGGCCUGGGCGUCAAGCGGUGGACCGUCGAGGCGGCCACGGACAAGUUCCGCGACAUCUGCAGGGAGGCCUUCACGCCGCGCGAGAUGCAGAGGGUGCCGCUGAUCGGGGCCCUGACCAAGAUGUACCACGGCAGCGUGUUCAAGACGCAGCCGCUCGAGCGCAUCCUCAAGAGGUACUUCUCGGACACGCCCUUCUUCGGCGGCGCGCGGUCCCGCCACGGCCUCAACACCCCGGUCAAGGUCGCCGUGACGGCCACGACCGCCUUCCAGCCCGUCGUCUUUGCCAACUACAACCGGCCUGACCCGGUGGGGGGCAAGGCAGCCCCGUACCAGUUCAUCCGGUCUGAUGUGCCGUCCAAGGAGUUGAGUGUGUGGGAAGUUGCCCGGGCAGCAUCAGCAGCACCGCCCUUCUUCAAGCCCUUCGUGGCCCCCGAGACAAACACCGAGUACGCCGACGGCACCAGGUCCCACGGGUGCCCGGCAAAGGUGGCCCACGCCGAGGCGCGCGCCAUCUGGCCGGACGCGGCAGACCUCCCGCCGGACAUGAUGCUCUCGAUCGGCACGGGCCGGGUCGAGGGCGAGCAGGCCGCCGCCUCGAGACCCCCGUCGCGCUCCUCCAGGUCCACCGCGAGCACAACAGACGCCCCGGCCCGGCGGCAGCAGCCCCCCACCGUGACCAAGAGCGCCACCACACCGGUGCCUCUCGCGGGCGGGCAGAUGGUGCGCUCCGGCCGCGGCGGCGUGGGCAACUACAAGCGCGUCGAGACGACGCCCGCCAGCGCGUCCGCCGUCGGGGGGCCCAUCCAGACGGGCAUCUUCUUCGUGCGGGACCCCAAGACGCCGCUGCUGCUGUCGUUUGCGCCCAAACAGCACCACCAGCCACCACCGCCCGACCAUGCAACGAGCACGAGCGACGAUGGGGGGCUCUACAACCACCGGAGGUGCGAGCACGCCUGGGAAGGGUUUGCGGCUGGGCACCACGGGCACGGGGAGGCGGACGACGAUGAUGAUGGGGGCCGGUACGCCCGGAUCUCCCCCGCGCUGCUGGCGUCGCAGGUCCCGCGGUUCGAGGAGGCGGCGCGGAUGGAGGAGCUGGAGCGUGAUGUUGAAGUUGCGCUGCGGCGGGAGGAGAUGGUCGGUGCGGUCGUGCUGGCUGCGCACCGGCUUGUGGCUAGCACGUUCUUCUUUGAGGCGGAGGGUGGUGGGUCGACCAGGCAGGGUGCGUCGUCGUCGUCGUCGGGAUACGUUUGCACAGGCUCGAUAUUCUGCCGCUUCCGCCAGUCCUCCCCUGAGCUGAUGGCGCUCGGCUCGUUCCUGCGGUCCUGCUGCGCGGGCGACUUCAGGCCCUAUUUCCUGGUCGAGGACGACAUGGACGACGACAGCGGGGGCGGCACGAGGCGGCGGCGGCAGAUCAUCCUCUCGGACGCCCUCGUCCUCGACAUGCAGACGGCGGGGUACUUUGACCUCGAGCCGCUGACCAUCUUCACGGCAGACACCACCAGCAAGCACGGCAGGGCGACGAGCAUCUCGCUCACCCUGCAGAUGGAGCCGUACUCCCGCGGGGACGGGGCGACGACGUGCGCGGCGGCACUGCCCAUCUCUGGCUUCCCGAGGAGGCUGGUCAGCGAGGAGAGCGGCGGCGGCCAGGGUGGUGGCAUAGCAGCCAGGGCGACGGCGAGGGCGGCUGUUCCCCCUCCUCCUCCUCCUGGUGGUGGUGGUGGUGAGCAUCAGCGCAACACCAACAACAACGCAGGCGAGGUGGUGUUGUCGACGACCGCCGACGCCGCCAGCGUGUCGGCCAUGUCGUCCGCGUCGCCGGGGCGCCCCCUCUCCCCGGACAGCGUCAGCCCCAUCACGACGUACACGCUGGCGUCGCGGAGCUCGACGGGCAGCACGUCCCUCGGCGGCGGGGCGGCCGGGCUCGUCGAGAAGCCGCGGCGGCACGGGGGCGAGGUGAUUGCGGAGCUGCCUGACCACGGGAGCCAGGCGGCCGAGUUGCCGUCGGGCUGAUUGGGGGCGGGGGAUGGCGACUGACCCGUGAAGAAGUUGGGCUUAGUCGGAUGUGAGUGGUUGUGAAGGUGGGCGAGUGAACGGGCUGGGGGAGAGGUGAGAAUGGAAAGGAGGAGAAGAGUAUCCAACCAGAAGAGGUGAUGCCGUGUAUUCUUUUCAAAGGUGACAAGUUAAUCAUCCGUCGUCCAAAAUUCCUGUAUUCGUACCUGUAGCUGUCUAUUCAUCGAGAAGAGACCAUCCUCUCUAUGCCAUCAACUCCAAACCUUGGUUAGGAACAAGUGCUUUCACGAUGCCGUAAUGUCGAUGGGCCGCAGGCUGCGGGCUCCACGCGAGCACACCCACAGGGCAUGAGGUGCGAUGGUCAGCGACGGUAUAAUCGGGAUGAUCGAUCCUUGGGCGCCAUGCCGGAACCACGUCCACCCAGCAGCCCUUUGUACUGCCACCGCGUCUGCCAGUGCUUACUUUCCGUCGCUGAGAACCCCUGCCGGCACAGAACCUGAUUCCUCUGGGCUGUGCUCACCACCGAGACCCCCAGCCAGCCAGCCAUGCGCGACCACGCCGCCGCAGAGCCACGGCAGAGAACCCAAACCCCUCAUCCGCAUCCUUUUCCCCCUAGAAGUACUUCUGCCCCUUCAUAAACUCCAUCCCCUGCGCAAAGUGAAACAGCUUCGCAGCAACGACAUGCCUCUCCCUGCCGGCGUACUCGACAAGCCUCCCGUACAGGUCGGCAAGCGGGACGACCACGCGCUCGAUGUGCUCGCCGUCGUCGAGCUUCUGCGGCGGCAUCGCCAGCUCCCCGUCGGCGCCGUCGCACCCCUCGGGCAGCUGCACCUCGACCAUGACGAGCUGCACGGUGGCGCUGCUCAUGCCCGGGUCCGCGGCCUGCGGGGGGCUGACGCUGAGGACCCUGGACGCCUCGUAGCCCGUCUCUUCUUUUAGCUCGCGCAGCGCCGCGGUCUCGACGUCCUCCUUGGGGUCGAUGAGGCCCGCGGGCCACUCGACCGUGUAGGCGUCCAGCGGGGGCCGGUACUGGACCACGAGGAUCGUCGAGGCGGGCCGGGUGGAUUUCUGGGAGGGCGGCGGGAGGAGGAUGUUGCCUAUGGACACGGCGUCGACGCCCGCCGUCGCGGAGCGGUUCGCGCGGCCUGCCACCUCCCAGACCCGGGGCUUGCCCGUCUCGUCUGUGAAGUUGAUGUUCUUGAGGUUUAGAUGCUUUCCUUGGGCGAGGUCGGUGAUGGAGUUUAUCACGGGUUCUUGGGUCUUGGCCGUCAUCGUGAAGGGUCGGAGGGUGGUGAUGGCGGUGGUGGUCAGGAGGAGGUUGAGUCGCCUGGUAGCGGUUGUUGCGACGAAGAAGGAGGAGGAGAGGAGACGGAGGGGCAUUCAACCGGGUGGGUUUGGCGAAUUUCCAAUCUCUUUAUGCUGGCCUGGCUGUGUGACUCGAGCUUGCAGGUGCCUGCUGCUCGUGGCUGAGGGGGGACAAAGACGGCUGCGACAGUUGGUAAGUUGGCUGUAGGCUGUAGUUGGAGUGGUGAUGAUGAUGGAGGCUGAUGCGAUGUGCUGGGUUGAAA